AUUUUACCUUUUCACAAUACAGACCUCUCAACUACGGACCCCUCAACUGUCUUUCAAUGGCGCGAUGGAAGAGCACUGAACAUGACUUAAAAGAUCUCAUCAACAAAUUAACAGGAUUUAGGGAAAGAGAGGACAAUUUCAACCUGUGUCUUCAGUUUGCCACGUCCAAUGUAAAGUACCAUAGAUUUCUCGACGUUGACAGCCACAAAAUUACAGCUGUUUUGAAAGGGACAAUCAACAAAUUUUUGAUUCAUUCACAAGACAAGAAGGCAAAUGCUUUACGGAAGUUAAGCGAUGAAUUCCUUGCGGCUCCUGUGUUUGAAGGUCGCGACACGGGGAAGAGUGACACCCACUAUGCACUGCUUUCUCUGUUAUUAAAUCUAUCAAACUCACCCUUACUCCAUGAAUAUGUGGAACAGCCGAGGCUGCCGAAGGUGGAAGCACCAAAAGACACAUUUGAUUGGACAGCCUAUCUCCUGGAGGGUGAAGAGGAACAAUCUCGUCUAUAUAUAUCCGAUAUAGAGUCUGAAGAUGACUGGAUUGAUGAAGAUGAUGACGAGGAUGAGGAGAACUCUCCCAGGGGAGGUAACCCGAACACCUCGGAAGAUACUGCCCCACCUCCUUUUCCGGAUGUUAGUCUAUCAACCAUCCAACCUGAUGAAAGUACGCUGGUUGCCAUGGACAACACUCCUCCUGUUGAGACAGGAUUUGAUUGGCUGACAAGGAACGUCGUGGUUCAGUACUGGUGUGGACAGAGUGCCGAUGACACGGACAGCCAUUUUUCUAACCUCAAUCGUGAUUGGGAGUCGUACAAAGAGAGGACACACCCGCUGUAUACUAAAAGGAAACAGACGAUUAUCACGGAAACACCUCUUAUCCGAGAAAUUCUCUGGAUGCUUGGCGGAGUGGCGGAUCUGUUCCUUUUCAUCUAUAAUGGCCACAGGUUUCUGGUGCGAGAGGACGUGGUUCUGUCUCAUCUCACAGAUAAUUCUCUGGAGGCGUCCCUAAGGGAGUUUACAGAGCAUGCCGCCUAUAUUCACGACCUGCUCAAGUUUGAACAAGAGGUGAUCGACCAGAGCUGUUGCUAUGGCGACAGUAAUGGCUCGUCAAGUGGACGUGGCAUCUGUCAGACGCUCGAAGCCUUCUCCCAAGUGGUGGCUCGCUGUAUAAAAAGUCUGCGACAGGAACUGACCACGAUAGAAAAAAUUGUUAUCAAACAAGAAGAGACUUUUACCCUGGCCAUGCUGCACACCAGAUUAAAACCAUGGUUACCAAAGGUCAAGGUCAUUCAUUCAAUAUAUGAGAGAGGAGUGAAAGAGGCAGAGUGGUUGCCAGGCAACUACCAGAAGGCGUCCCAGUUACUCAGUGUUCUGUAUGAUGCUGUAUUAGAACAUGAUGCCAUGGGUACUUUGACCUCAGAAAUGAUGAAUAUGUUGCUGCCGAUGUGGAUAGAGACGUGUAAACCUUACCUUGACAUCAUAGACGAUUGGGUCACCAAGGGCAACCUGCCGGACCCCAUGGAGGAGUUCAUCGUCAAAAGAAAUGAAAAUGUGCGAUCCCUGGAUGAAAGCUUUUGGGAGACAGCCUUCACUAUCCAUAUCCCCUCCGACAAAAGUCUGAUGGAGGAAUCAGUCUCACGCCAAACAGGGUCAAGGUCACUGGACAGCAGCCAAAUCAAAGGUAUGAUCUCACACUGGGCACCUCAGUUUUUACAGCCCAUCCUCCUUGAGGUCGUCCUAGCCGGAAAGUCCAUGGAGAUGUUCCAAGGACUGGGACGCUUAAGAGAUGUUGUCGGCAAAAAAGAUGAUAUUUUUUAUAAGGCCACGCCUUUGUACGACACCUUUCUCGAAUCUUUAGAAAACCUCUUGAAUUCAGAAACUUCAGAUACAGAAGAUACCCAGGUGGUAGAUUCUACUCUAGACACGACUAUCUUCACCCAGCAGAUUGAGGACCAGAUGAACAUAAGGGGGACGUAUGACCGACUAUUGAGGAUAAACUUUGACACUGUGUUCACAGCCUGUGUAAACAAGAUCUCCCCUGACAGCGUUAACACAAAGGAUGCCAGUAACAGUUGUAGAGCCCUCAAGGUGACAGGAAAUGGUCUGCAGCCCUUAUCCAUCAUGUUACAGGAAUGUCUUUAUCCUCACAUCCGACAACAGUACUCCAAAAUCUGUACUCGCCUCGUGAUCAUCCUGAAGGAGGAGUACCAUCUUAUGGAGUACCUGGCCUCAAUGAGGCAUUUCUUUUUGAUGGAGGCAGGAGACACCAUGUUUGAAUUUUACUCUCCAAUAUUUGACAAGAUCCGCCUCCAUGAACACUGGCGUGAUGCUUCCUCUGUCAAUCUUACCCUCCAGGAGGCACUGCAGACUUACUUUCCGGACGAAGUCAACAGGCUGACAAUAGAGAUCAAUCCUCUACCGACCUCCUCCGAGCCAAACCCGAUCAACAUCACCGACUGUAUGAAACUUCAAUAUAAGGUACCCUGGCCUGUAGACGUCGUUAUUAACACCAAAUGUCAGAACAUCUAUAAUCAGGUGUUUAGCUUCCUUCUGCAGAUCAAACGGGCAAAGUACUGUCUGGACGAACUGAGAUUCUUUGAUCUGGAAAAGGAGGAUAUAUUGCAGAGCAAGUCUCGCGAUGAAGAGUUACUUGCCCUUGAUGAGGAACUCCCAAGUUCAGCUCGUGUCCACAGGGUGCAUGUUCUCCGAAUGAGGCUGUUAUUUUUUGUGAACAGUCUGCAUAACUAUAUCAUGACGAGGAUAUUACACAGCACAGGACUAGAGUUCCAGACAGAGCUUCAGAAGGCUGAGGAUCUCGACCAAAUCAUAAAGAUACAUAACGACUAUAUCCACAAAAUCCACGAGAGAUGCCUGCUCCACAGCAAAGUCAAGUUCCUCAAAGAAGCCGUCAUGAAGGUGCUAAACCUCAUUCUGACAUUCCACAAUCUCUGGGACAGAGGCAUUCAUCACAUCAGUAUAAAGACUAUACAGGAGAUUGAGGUGGAGUUUUCUCGCUGUAUUCAAUUCCUUGCUUCCUUCCUCAACAACGUCAUCAAAAGGGGCUCGUUCCCUCACUUGGAGUCUCUCGCCUUUGCUCUGAUCACCUCCACAGAACAUGUGACCCGACUGCGACCCCACUGAUCACCUCCACAGAACAUGUGACCCGACUGCGACCCCACUGAUCACCUCCACAGAACAUGUGACCCGACUGCGACCCCACUGAUCACCUCCACAGAACAUGUGACCCGACUGCGACCCCACUGAUCACCUCCACAGAACAUGUGACCCGACUGCGACCCCACUGAUCACCUCCACAGAACAUGUGACCCGACUGCGACCCCACUGAUCACCUCCACAGAACAUGUGACCCGACUGCGACCCCACUGAUCACCUCCACAGAACAUGUGACCCCACUGAACACCCUUCAUGCACCAUCUUAACAUUUAAUUUACAUUAUUGUCCGUGUCCUCGAUUUUCACCAGUGGAGAUUACUUUACUGCAUUGAUGAAGUGGAAUUUACUGCAUUAAUGAAGUGUCCCCGAGUUAUGGAGUUGAAUUUACUGCAUUAAUGAAAUUUCCCUGGCCAUGGAGUGAAAUUUACUGCAUUGAUGAAGUUUACCAAGCCAUGGAGUUGGAAUUUACUGCAUUGAUGAAGUUUCCCUGGCUAUGGAGUGAAAUUUACUGCAUUGAUAAAGUUUCCCCAAGCCAUGGAAUUUACUGCCUUGAUGAAAGUUGACUUUACUGUUUACUGCAUUGAUGAAAGUUGACUUUACGGUUUACUGCAUUGACUUUACUGUUUUGAUGAAGUUAAAUCUAUUACAGCAGUGAUUGAGUUUACGGCAGCAGUGAAGUUUUUAUUGGAAUCUCCCCAUUACAUUGAUACAUGUAGCUCAUCUUGUUAAACUGUGAUCAUGUCAUUUUUGAAUACUUAAUAAA
Molecule: messenger RNA, 3935 nt
Organism: Mizuhopecten yessoensis (Yesso scallop)
Lineage: Eukaryota; Metazoa; Mollusca; Bivalvia; Pectinida; Pectinidae
Product: gamma-tubulin complex component 5-like
Exons: 23
Coding region: 57-3140 (1027 amino acids)
Biological process (GO): meiotic cell cycle; mitotic cell cycle; spindle assembly
Cellular component (GO): gamma-tubulin complex; centrosome; spindle pole
Molecular function (GO): microtubule minus-end binding; gamma-tubulin binding
Source: RefSeq, a predicted model, not a curated record